Exophiala mesophila is the source of this 2256-nucleotide messenger RNA. RefSeq lists its product as uncharacterized. Gene Ontology annotation, molecular function: zinc ion binding; DNA binding. NCBI's taxonomy places the organism in Eukaryota, Fungi, Ascomycota, Eurotiomycetes, Chaetothyriales, Herpotrichiellaceae. Gene Ontology annotation, biological process: DNA-templated transcription. Bases 10 to 2256 code for a protein of 748 amino acids. The transcript has 6 exons. The record is from RefSeq and is a predicted model, not a curated record. Gene Ontology annotation, cellular component: nucleus.
CACAUCUUAAUGAAGGAACGUCAACACACGCAAGCAUUUCCACGCAGUCAAUCAUCUCGGCCAGAUGACUGUGUAUCGAUUCAGUCAUCCAAUCACACCCUACUGGAUCCAGCUGAAGCAGAGCUUCCUGAAAACGGACAGACGGACACUUAUCGCCAUGUUGGAGUCCCGGCAAAGCAUAGCUCUUUUCUGGACAUCAAAGCCGACUACAGGCAAUCUCGAUCAAUAGAAGAGGCUCAUUGGGCUCUGCUGCUUAAUGAGGUCGCCGAAGUUCGUUCGUACCUGUCAUCCCAACAAAAGAAAUACGAUGAACGAUCGGAAGAGAUGUCGCAGUCGCUAAAACUACGGUCUCAUGAUCCUGGUUCCACGCUCUUGUUCGGGUCGGCGAGAAACAUGAGCCGAGCAGAAAUCCUGGCACAGUUACCAUCUCGAUAUAGCUGUGACAAGUUCGUCGCGAGAUACUUUUCUCGCCUUUCUCCUGCAAUAUAUAUACUUCACAAGGCAACCUUCAUGAAACAAUACGAGCGCUUCUGGUUGGAAAAAGCCUCGGCGUCGGGAAUGUGGUUGGCCCUUUUGUUCGCGAUGAUGCGUAUUGCAGCACUCGACUACUUACGUGAAGAUGACGAGCCAAUAGAGUACAGAGGUUCAUGUCAAGAUCUUGCGAACAGCUUUCGCAGUCAUUCCUCUAGUUGUCUGAUACUUGCAGACUACCUACGGCCACAGGAAUUUACGCUCGAGGUGCUUAUCUUGCAUCUAUAUGCGGAGUAUCUCUCGAGCAGGGACGCAAAAUCAAGUACGUGGGUCCUGUCCGGCAUGAUCGUGCGCCUUGCUAUGAGAAUGGGAUACCAUCAACCAUCUCAACCCAAUUUAAGCCAGACGGUAUUUCAGGUUGAAAUGCGCCGGCGGUGUUGGGCGUUCAUUCGACAAGCAGACAUAUUGCUGUCCUUCCAGGCGGGCUUGCCUUCCAUGAUUAAAUUGCAAGAUCAUGAUGACUCUCUUCCACGAAACAUAUGUGACGACAAUUUCAACGAAGAUUGCACCAUCCUUCCAGUUGCGCUGGCGGAUUCGGAACCUACCCAGAUUUCAUUCUUGAUAGCAAAGUCCAAACUGGCUUUUGGCUUUGCUCGAGCUCUGAAGGAGAUUGAUCGCUCGAAUACCAUGUCAUGGCAAAGAUUGCUGGAGAUUGACCGUGAUCUGAGGCGUAUCUACCAUGGCAUUCCUGAAAUCUAUAAACUAGGACAACUUCAAGGCCGCGACUCCUUGGUGCUUAUAUCCGCCAGGUUCAAUCUGGCCAGCAUUCACCACAAAUCAAUUUGCGUUGUUCACAGCAGAUUUCUUGACAUCGGCAAGUCAGACCCGAGGUAUUCUUACUCGAGAAGAGCUUGCCUAAGUUCAGCCAUGGCGCUUCUUCGAUUUCAAGAUAUUCAGAAUCAAGAUGUCCCCAUUGAGGGUGGCAUCCGGAGCAUGACAAACUACCAAACUUCCUUUGCGAUCCACGACUAUCUUCUUGCGGCAACAAUACUUAGUGCUGACCUGUGCUCUGGUACCUCACUGAGCAGUACGACAAAUCAAAGUGCCACACAGCCUUCGCCUUCCAAGGUGGAAAUGGUCAAAGCAUUGAAAACGUGCGCAAGGAUAUUUCGACAGGUACAAGACUGGAGCAUGGAAGCCUUCAAAGCUGCCGACGUCUUGGAAAUGCUCGUUCAAAAGUUCGAGGCUCGAGAUGUGAUCGUACGGCAAAGCUCGAAGAAGUCGCCGUCUUGGAAUUCACAUUCCGGAUUCGGGCUUCGGAUUCAAGACCACCACGAGCCAACUUCAAACACCGUAACAAUUACAGCAAAACAGCCAUUGCUUUUCAGUGAGUCGGUGGGGGGCAUAUCUGACCCUGUAUAUCCAACGCCCCAAGAGCCAUGUCACGGGCCUUCUCCUCGUCAUCAUUUUAUGGGGAACGCAUCGCCAGCACCACACAUCACAAGUACCGACGAGACAGGAGUAGAGAGCCUUCCAAUAUGGCCAGGAGAUCGUGGCAACGACGCUUGCUUCCACUCUUCCAUCAAUACACAACUUUUCCCAGAGCCUGAGAUGUCCUGGGAUAGUACGACAUCAGGCUUGAACGGGUCCACGCAAUCCGCCCUUGGAGACGGAACAGGAGAUGAUGAUCCAGCUUCAUUUCCUGAUCCAGCGUCAUUCUCGACCCCCUUCAACCUGAAUGACCCCUUUGCGACACUCUGGGACCUCAAUCUGGCUACUUAUUAA